Acaulospora morrowiae is the source of this 459-nucleotide messenger RNA. The record is from the annotation of a GenBank genome assembly. Lineage: Eukaryota; Fungi; Glomeromycota; Glomeromycetes; Diversisporales; Acaulosporaceae.
AUGAAGUUCUCCGCAAUCUGCCUUGUAGUCGCCUUGUUCGUUGCUUCAGCUGUUGCUGAACCUUACUACUACUACAAACGUGAUGCCGAGGCAUCUGCCGAUGCCACCCCAUACUACUACUACAAACGUGAUGCUGAUGCCACCCCAUACUACUACUACAAGCGUGAUGCCGAUGCCACCCCAUACUACUACUACAAGCGUGAUGCCGAAGCUACCCCAUACUACUACUACAAGCGUGAUGCCGAAGCUACCCCAUACUACUACUACAAGCGUGAUGCCGAAGCUACUCCAUACUACUACUACAAGCGUGAUGCCGAAGCCACCCCCUACUACUACUACAAGCGUGAUGCCGAAGCCACCCCCUACUACUACUACAAGCGUGAUGCCGAAGCCACUCCAUACUACUACUACAAGCGUGAUGCCGAAGCCACUCCAUACUACUACUACAAGCACACCUAG